Polychytrium aggregatum is the source of this 2237-nucleotide messenger RNA. RefSeq lists its product as uncharacterized. Gene Ontology annotation, molecular function: ubiquitin protein ligase activity; protein binding. The record is from RefSeq and is a predicted model, not a curated record. Bases 164 to 2167 code for a protein of 667 amino acids. The transcript has 12 exons. Gene Ontology annotation, biological process: protein ubiquitination; interstrand cross-link repair. NCBI's taxonomy places the organism in Eukaryota, Fungi, Chytridiomycota, Chytridiomycetes, Polychytriales. Gene Ontology annotation, cellular component: nucleus.
CGACUGGGACAGCGACCGGGCCAGGCAGGCAGACCCAACUCCAUCGAUAUGAGACCCGAGCAUCGGCCCUCGCUGGGCUCGCUGGACUCGCCCAAAGAGAAGCAGAAGGGCAUCCGCUAUCACUUGGCGGCGGAUACCGGGCCUAAUCCUGCGUUUCCUGAUCAUGGGCCCGACUGGAACGGACGAUGAUGGCGGGACUCGUCCAGAUCCGCCACCGGCUUCGCACAUCAGCCGAAGGAAUAAGCGAAAGUUCAAGGAGAGAAAUGAUCCGCCACAAGCGAGCUCGAUACCUACCCUGGCGCCUGCCGAUGAACUAAAUGAUUUCGACUGUAUCAUCUGCUUUGAAUCGCUAUCGUCGUCCGGAGAGCACCGCAUCGUAUCACUUCCCUGCGGCCAUGUAUUUGGCAAGAGCUGUAUUGAAGCAUGGUGUGCCAACAAAAACGAAGCCAACUGCCCGCAAUGCAAAGGAAAGUACUCCAGGAACGACAUCCGAGUGAUAUACAUGAACAAGUUCGAUCUGUAUGAUAGGCAGAUGAAAAAAACAGCGGAAGAGCGAAAGAAGAUCGAGGCUGAGUUUCGAGAGUACCAAGGCGAGACUGAGCAGCGUUUGAAUGUGGCACUGGUCACCCAACGACAGCUCGAAAACGAGCUGGACAUGCAAAUACAGAGGAACCAGAGCCUCAAGGAAGAGCGAGACGGUGCUCGUGGAGAAGUUGCGCGGCUGAUGGCGCAAGUAGCAAUUCUUAGGAGUCAAGUCGACGCUGGAGUCACCAGUUGUUCCCAAGAGACACAAUCGCAGCGAUCGCAACAAAGUCUGGGCGAGGGAUCCUGGCAUACCAAAUUGUCAAUCUUGGCUGAGAAAGGAAGCGCACGCUGUCUGACCUUCAACAGCGAACAGGAACAUCUCUAUGUGAGCAUGUCUUCCUCCCGUGGACAACACGGGAUCUCGACAAUCGACCUCCGCUCGAUUUGGAACGGCCGCAAAAGAUUGGUUGCGUCCCCGUCGCUGGUGAUCCAUGCGGAUGUGAUUCGCGACUGCGCCUGGAUAGAAGCACAUCCCUCGUGGCUCCUUACAGCGUCAUUGGAUCGGACCAUGAAAAUAUCGUCGCCGAGCACAAAAAGCAUCGUUCAAACAUUUGAGCUUGGUGCUGCUGGUUGGUCAUGCUGCUUCGACGCGGUGAAUCCAAAUUAUGUCUACGCUGGGCUGCACAGCAACAUCAUUCAAGUGUUCGAUAUCCGCAAUGCCACCCGACCCAUCAAAUCCGUGGCUGAUAGCAACAUGGGCGGGGCAGGAAGGGGUAUUCACUACCUGCAUUCGGUCGCUCGACCAAGGACGGGGUCAGAAUCAAGGUCAAGGUCAAGGUCAAGAUCGGGCACGGCUGAAGCCCUGCUGUUUGGUGCAUCGCUGGGCUCUGUUUUUACAGUAUCAGGGACAUCAACGCCAACCCCUUUGGUUCAAAAACUCUCGGGAUCAAUACUGCAGGGAGUCACCUGCACCUCGGCUCACUUCGAUUCUGUGCUGAAUCAGUGGGUCUCCGUAUGGCGCGGUGCAUCCGAAAUUCGGUAUGUUAUCGGGACACUCGCCUCGGACGUUUCCGAUGACAUCAACGAACAAUUACUUCGGAUCACACACUUCCGGCGCCACCCAGGGUGGCAGGCGGUCAUGUCCAAAAGUCGGAUAUUCACCGCGCCGUCAGAUGGCCGGGGCGAAAGCGCAAGAGAGAGCUUCGUGCUGAUACCUGAUGACGCCGCCAACAUGCUCAAGAUAUGGUCGCUGAAUGAUGUCCGGUCGUCGGGAUAUGGAUCACAGCCUUUAGGAGUGGGCUCGCAAGCAUCACAGGCAUCGCAGGCGUCUCAAGCAUCGGCGCCCCGAUCACCGUUGCUGGCUCCUGGGAGUGGAAUGCGCCUCGACUCAUCGCUUUCCGCAAUGGCCUCGCCUUCGCCUUCUCCAUCGCCGUCAUCCUUCUCUCCCGCAAGCGAGACGAUGGUCGUGGUCGAAGCUUUUGAGCUCGAAAGCCUGUCUGCUGUAGACUCGGCCUCGACAGCGAGCCCAUUCCGAGGCUCGUCCGUCAUCGACGUAGAGCUGUGCACGCUGAGGAGCUCCGGACGCACGCUCGUCGCUGGACUCGACGAUCGCUCGGUGUAUCUGUUCGAGACAUCGCUGUAAGUGCUCGCGAUUCAUGAGUUAUAAACACCUGCGGUCACUUGAGCAGGGAUUGGCCAACGGUGUCCAAUGG